GAUCUCACUGAUGCCUUCUUCCUCAAAUUCGGCCUGAGCUCUCCUGCCUCCCACUUGGACCUAAUGCCGCAUCACCGCCCUCAACCACCGCAACACUAACCACAUCAAAUCCUUUGCACCGCCACCAACCCCACCCACCGGUUGUCCUCCACCGCUUGACUAGUGACGUUAUCACCACCUGGCUAUCACCAUCCUUAGCCCACUACCACCCUACAUUCAUCCCCCUAAGUGGGGUACCGCCGAACCCUAACCCAGAUCUAUCGCAGGAGAGCUCACCAGAGGACUUGGUGGCUGUUGAAGAAGUUCGAGGGAGCAGAAUCUGUACGGUGCAGAAAUCCCCACAAGUCACCGGGCGCCGCGCCGAGCGCGGAGAUGGAGCCAUCAGAUCCCAGUGCUAAGAGGAGGCCAAAGAAGCUCAUGGUAACCCACGCAGGAUCUAUAACUCAUAGGCAAGAUGCGCCACCACCUGAUGCUAGGGGUGAAGAAGAAGGUAUUGAUCACAUCAGUAGCCUCCCGGAUGCAAUCCUUGGCGACAUAGUUUCCCUCCUAUCCAUGAAGGAAGGUGCGCGCACCCAAAUCCUAUCCUCCCGGUGGCGCCACACUUGGCGUGCUGCCCCUCUUGUCCUUGACGGCACUGAACUCACUCCCAAGGGCCUUCUUAGAACCGAUGAGAUGGACCUCGCUGCUGAUGACAAGGCCCUUGCUAGCACGGUCUCUCGCAUCCUCUCUACCCACCCAGGCCCUGGGCGCCGCUUCUGCAUCCCAGCGCACCACCUCUUCGAACGACCCACCACUGUUGACACCUGGCUUCGCUCUCCGGCACUCGACAAUCUCCAGGAACUUGAUUUCUGGGAUGAUGGGAUAUAUGGGUUUCUUCGACAGUUUGCACCGGCAUCCCCACCGGCAUCUGCUUUCCGGUUCUCUGGCACCCUCUGCGUUGCUACCUUCGGCAAAUGCCAGCUCCCAGAUUGCUUGGUGGAAGGGAUUCACUUUCCCAACCUCAAGCAGCUCGCCCUUGAAUAUGUCAGUAUCUCGGAGCACUCACUGCACGCCAUGAUUUCCAGCUGCCCUGUGCUGGAAUGUCUACUUCUUCGCCUCAGCUUUGGGUUUGGCUGCCUCCGGAUAAGCUCCAGCAGCCUUAAGAGCAUUGGUGUGGGUACUAAUCGGUAUCGUAACCAACCCCAGUUACGGGAAAUCAUCAUUGUCGAUGCCCCAUCUCUUGAAAGGUUGCUUUUUCUUGAAUCAUACAUGUCCAUCUAUGUAUUUGUGAUCGCAGCACCUAAACUUGAGACCUUAGGUUCUCCCACUGAUGGGAUUGAUGGGUUAGAUCCUUGCAGGAUCGCGUUUGGAACGACCACUAUUCAGGAUUCGCAAGUCAUUAACAUGACGACGGUGGUGCGCAAUGUCAAGAUUCUAGCUGUGAAAUCAAGGCAUAUAAAUCUUGAUAUGGUGCUUGACUUGAUGAAAUUCUUUCCAUGUCUGGAGAAGUUGUACAUAAAGUGUUGUAUUUCAGGGGAUAUGAAUCGGUGGCGUCGCAAGCAGAGGCAAUUCAUUAACUGCUUUGACAUCCACCUAAAGACAAUAGUGCUGCAGGAGUAUCGAGGCACCAGAUCACAAGUCAACUUCGCCUCGUUCUUUCUACUGAAUGCAAAGAAGUUAGAGUCGAGGACGCUUGAGGUUGACAACAGACUUGCCAAUGACACGUUUUUCAUAGAACAGUAUACGAUGCUUCAUAUGGAGAAAAGGGCUUCAAGGACUGCUAGGUUACAAUUUACAACAAAAAGAUGUCGCCGCAAUGCACAUGUCAACCAUGUUCGCGAUUUAGCUAUAACCGAUCCCUUCGAGUGUAGAUGCUGAUCGACUUUGGCAUUGGCUUUUGCCCAUUCCAAUAUCAUGUGGUGUUUUAUGGACUA
This is a messenger RNA of Panicum virgatum (switchgrass), 1913 nucleotides long. RefSeq names its product F-box/LRR-repeat protein At3g26922-like. Lineage: Eukaryota; Viridiplantae; Streptophyta; Magnoliopsida; Poales; Poaceae. Gene Ontology annotation, molecular function: protein binding. The record is from RefSeq and is a predicted model, not a curated record. The transcript has 4 exons. The coding region runs from base 373 to 1857 and encodes 494 amino acids.